CUGCGGGGGCCUCGGAGCAAGAUGGCGGCAGCGGGGUCCGUGAGGCGCGGGCGGCGGCGACCGCGGCGCCAGUGAGCGGCCCGGGGGCCCGGGCGGCUCCGGGCCGGGGUCCCGCUUCGGGACGGACCAUGCUACGCUCCACCGGUUUCUUCCGGGCCAUCGACUGCCCCUACUGGGCUGGGGCGCCCGGGGGGCCCUGCCGGCGGCCCUACUGCCACUUCCGGCACCGCGGGGCCCGGGGCCCCGGCGCGCUGGUCGGCGGUGGAGCGGCGCCCCCCGCGGCAGGGCUUGGAUAUGACCCGUACAACCCCGAGCUGCCCAAGCCCCCCGUGCAGAGGGAGAAUGGCGCCCUGGGCAGCGGCGGGGAGCCCCGCUCGGACAUCCUGGAGCUGGAGCUGGUCAACCAGGCCAUCGAGGCGGUGCGCUCGGAGGUAGAGCUGGAGCAGCGGCGGUACCAGGAGCUCCUGGAGACGGCCCGCGAGCACCGCUCGGCCGAGGCCCCUGCCGUGGCGCCCCGAGGCCCCGCCGCUAGUCCCGCCGCGGGCCUGGACGAGGACGCCUUCCCGCUGUCCUUCGAUUACAACCCUGGCGGCCGCCCGGGCCUGUUAAGCCCCGAUGCCGGCUACCAGCCCACUCCCCUGGCCACCGCCGCCGAGGCGGCCGGCAAGUACUCGCUGGCUGUGGAUCGCGCUCAGGGCCACGGCGGAGGGGCUGGCGGUGCCUUGGAGUACGUGCCCAAGGCUGUGAGCCAGCCGCAGCGGUACAGCCGCCCCGUCCCCAGCGGCAAGUACGUGGUGGAUGACUCCAAGCCGUCCACGGACCUGGAGUAUGACCCUCUGUCCAACUUCUCAGCCCGGCUGCUCAGCAGGGCCAGCUCCAAAGAUGACCGGGCCCCCAAGCGGCCCCGGGGCUCCCGGGGUAGCGAGCCCUACACGCCCGCCCUCAAGAAGCCCUGCGACCCCUUUGCUGGCUGCGACGCCAGGUUCUCAGACUCGGAUGAUGACGCCGCCGCUCCGGGUGAUGGGCCGGUCACCACGAGCCCCCCGCGAGCCCAGGCGGUCCCCGAGGGCAAGGCCCCCGGGAAGCCAGCCUCCAGGGAGGGCCAGGAGACCGAGGAGGGCAGCCUGCGCGAGACCAAGGAGAUGGCCGUGCAGUAUGACGUCGAGGACCUCGGGCAGCCCCCCAAGGGUCCCGGUGGGGAGCCCGGGGCCAAGCCUGGGUCCCCGGCCAGGGUCUCGCAGGACCCCAGCGGCCCCAAGGAGGGGAGACCCAAGAAGAAGAGAGGCGGGGCCCUGCCCGCCCCUGGCCGCAAGGACGGUGUCCGGAGGAAGGACCGGGGUAAAGACGGAGAGCAGGGGCGGCCUGCCGGGAAACCCUGUGCAGACCGGCGGGGCGCGCGGGCCGGCAGCCCCCGGCACAGGGCCAAGCAGCCCGAAGGGACCAAGAAAAAGCCAUCUUCGGCCACCCCGGUGGCCAGCUCAGGGAACAGCCGGCCCGACCGCGGGGGUGCCCACCAGCUGCCAAGCAGGACGGGCGGGAAGACGCCGCCGGGGAAGCUGGCCGAGCGGAAGGCCCGCUCGCUGGACGAGGGUGCCUCCCGGGACGCCCCUAAGCUGCAGAAGCGGGCGCUGAGCCACGCGGACCUCUUUGGGGACGAGAGUGAGGAUGAGGGCCUGGGCCCGGGGCCCGCGGCACCCCCUGCCCUGCCCUGCCUCAGCUCCAGCUCGGACUCGGACUCGGACUCGGACUCGGACUCGGACUCGGACCGCAGCCUGGGCUGCUCCCCCGCUCAGGGGCCGCGCAAGCGCCUCAAGGCCCCGCAGCCCCCCUGUCCUGCCCCCGCCCCUGCCCCCACCUCCCCCUCCCCCUCCUCCUCCUCCUCCUCAGGGGCCGGCGGGGAUGUGGACUACUCAGCUUUGGAGAAGGAGGUCGACUUUGACUCCGACCCCCUGGAGGAGUGUCUGCGCAUCUUCAACGAAUCCACCAGUGUCAAGACAGAGGACAGAGGCCGGCGGGCCCGGCAGCCUCCCAAGGAAGAGAAGGCCGAAGCCCAGGGGCAUUCGGGCCUCACCACUCUGUUCCCGGGGCAGAAGCGGAGGAUUUCUCAUCUCUCCAAGCAAGGCAGGGAGGCAGAGCCCGGGAGGAGAGGCCCAGCGCCCCCUGCCCGGCCUCCCACCGCCCAGGAGGUGUGCUACCGGCGGGCCCAGCAGGCCCAGAGGGACUCCGCCGCCUGGCUCCAGGCCACCCAGCAGCCGGCCGAGAAGCCGUCGUCCUCCGUCCACAUCUCGGCCCCCGGCGAGAAGAGGAGGAUCGCCCACGUCCCCAACCCCCGCCUGGCUGCAGCCCCCACAGGUGCCAAGAGGACCCUCGCCGCCAGCAGCGGCCAGCCUCCCAAUGGCCCCGAACCGGGCGGCCAGCCCCUGAAGGCGCGCACGCUGUCCGGCAUGGCGUCCAAGACCACCGCCACCGUCACCCCCAAGCGUGUUGCCCACAGCCCGUCUUUACAGAGUUUAAAGAAGCCCAUUAUCCCAAAAGAGUGGGGCAAGGUCCCCACCGUCAUCCGCCAGCGGUAUCUCAACCUGUUUAUUGAGGAGUGUCUCAAAUUCUGCUCUUCAAACCAGGAAGCCGUUAGAGAAGGUGCGCUGAACGAGGAGAAGGUGGCCUACGACCGCAGCCCCAGCAAGAACAUCUAUCUGAACGUAGCUGUGAAUACCCUCAAGAAGCUCCGGGGCCUGGUCCCCAGCUCCACACCUGGUCUCAACAAAACCAGCGGCCGGAGGGUUGUGUCCCACGAGAUGGUGCUGGGGGGCAAGUUGGCCACCAAAACCAGCUUCUCACUCAGCCGCCCGAGCAGCCCCCGGGUGGAGGAUCUGAAAGGGGCCGCCCUGUAUGGCCGCCUCAAGGAAUACCUGCUCACCGAGGACCAGCUCAAGGAGAACGGCUACCCCUUCCCUCACCCCGAGCGGCCGGGGGGCGCAGUCAUCUUCACGGCCGAGGACAAGAAGCCCAAGGACUCCGCCUGUAGAAUCUGCUGCCGCUGUGGCACCGAGUACCUCGUGUCCUCAUCCGGCCGCUGCGUGCGCGAAGAGGAGUGUUACUACCACUGGGGGCGGCUCCGCCGGAACCGAGUGGCUGGCGGCUGGGAGACUCAGUACACGUGCUGCUCGGCUGCCAUCGGCUCUGCCGGCUGUCAGGUCGCCAAGCAACACGUGCAGGACGGCCGGAAGGAGAACCUGGAAGGCUUUGUGAAAACUUUUGACAAAGAGCUUUCGGAAGAUGCUCACCCGGGCGUUUAUGCCCUUGACUGUGAAAUGUCCUACACCACAUAUGGCCUGGAGCUGACGCGCGUCACCGUGGUGGACACAGACAUGCGGGUGGUCUACGACACCUUUGUCAAGCCGGACAACGAGAUCGUCGACUACAACACCAGGUUUUCAGGGGUCACCGAGGCUGACCUCGUGGACACGAGCAUCUCGCUCCGGGAUGUCCAGGCCGUCCUGCUGAGCAUGUUCAGCGCUGACACCGUCCUCAUCGGACACAGCCUGGAGAGCGACCUGCUGGCCUUGAAGGUCAUUCACAGCACCGUGGUGGACACGGCCGUGCUCUUCCCGCACCGCCUGGGCCUCCCCUACAAGCGCUCCCUGCGGAACCUCAUGGCUGACUACCUCAGACGGAUCAUCCAGGACAACGUGGACGGGCACAGCUCCAGCGAGGACGCCAGCGCCUGCAUGCACCUGGUGAUCUGGAAGAUCCGAGAAGACGCCAAGACCAAGCGGUGACCGCCGCCUGCCCGCCUCUCCCGCAGCCCCGGCCCGGCCUCUACCCCAGGCCUCUUCCAAAACAGUGCAAUAAAUCUCGAGAGCUAACCCUGUCCACGUCGCCGAGACAUGGAAACAGAGAGAGCGGGACGAGCCGGCGGCACCAGAGCCCCAAGCCGAGACCACCUGGAGCCCUGACACCCCCCCCCCCCCCACCUCCCGACCUGGCCCCCUUGCGCCGCCCCCGCCUCUCCCCCCACCCCCCCCAAACUCUGUCCUCCGGAGACUGCUGCUCAUUCCCAGACGGGACCGGGACAGACCCCACCCGGCACCCAGAGGGCCCUGCGGAGUCCCUGGCAGCCAGGCCUCCCGCCCCUGCCCCUUCUCCUGCCGGGCAGGCUUUUCACGGGUGUGUUUGAGACAGGGGUUGUCUUUUUUUAUUUUGUAUUGUUAUUUUUAUUACUUGUAAUUUAAACCUGGCGAUUCGCACAGUUGUCUUUCCCCACCGGAAAAGGAAGACCCUGGUGCUGCCUUCCCCGUUGGGGGCGGGGGAGCGGGGGGGGCGGGGGGGAGAAGUCGGAGGGCCGGAAGCCGGCACCUUGGCAGCCACCAGGACGGAGAGUCCAGUCUGGCCCGGGCCGAGCAGGUGGAAACUGGCCUCCCCAGACCCACCUGGACUCCGUGACCUCUGGGAACGAAGCCAGCCCCUCCGCCACCCCCCAGGGCCUCGCCUUCGGGACCCCUCCAGGGCCCACCAGCCUCUGGACCCUGUCUUCCUGCUGGAGCCCCGCCCUCCCCCCCAGGGGCUGUCUGUAAAGGCCUGCAGCCCCCCUAGGGCCCUGACCCCUGGUCCCCUGACCCGAGGCAGGAACAGAAUAAAUGUUUGUAUGGAUUUUA
Messenger RNA from Felis catus (domestic cat), 4655 nucleotides. It is a transcript of the gene REXO1, whose product is annotated as RNA exonuclease 1 homolog. Gene Ontology annotation, cellular component: nucleus. The record is from RefSeq and is a predicted model, not a curated record. NCBI's taxonomy places the organism in Eukaryota, Metazoa, Chordata, Mammalia, Carnivora, Felidae. Gene Ontology annotation, molecular function: exonuclease activity; nucleic acid binding.